Musa acuminata AAA Group (dessert banana) is the source of this 1318-nucleotide messenger RNA. RefSeq lists its product as uncharacterized. NCBI's taxonomy places the organism in Eukaryota, Viridiplantae, Streptophyta, Magnoliopsida, Zingiberales, Musaceae. The record is from RefSeq and is a predicted model, not a curated record. The coding region runs from base 347 to 880 and encodes 177 amino acids. The transcript has a single exon.
UGACCAAGUUACCCUUGAAAUCUUCUCUCUCUCUCUCUCUCUCUCGCUCUCGCUCUUGGAACCGUUCGAAUCCAGAGGUGCGGAAAGAUGAGAGACGAGGGGCCGACCCGGUUCCGCGGCGUAUAGCUAGCAACGUUCAUCCCGCGGAACGGAUCCGGCCUUUUAUAGAAGCCUGAGAGCCCGUAACCCGUCACCGGAUUCCCCUCGGUGAGGCCACGUGACCCCGACGCCGAUUCCACGUUUCCGUUCCACAGAUUCCAGAACCUUCCAAGAUUGAUCGAAAAAAAGAGGAUAUCACCGUCGCGAUCGCCAACGAUGAGCGCGAGCCUUCGUGAGAUUUGAUCGGAUGCAGCGGAACAAGACGCCUCCGCCCGCGCCGCAGCCACCGUCUCCGGGAGCCGGAGUCUCGGCGGCCCAAGUCCGGAGGCAGCCACUGAUCCUAAAGCAGCCGACGCGGCCCGGGCCGCGAUGCGCGGAGCUGGCCGGGGUCACAGCGGCGGACUGCGCCGCAGUGUGCUGCUGCGGCCCCUGCAUGGUGGUGAACCUCGUGGUGCUGACCGCGGUGAAGCUGCCGGCGCGGGUCUGCCGCCGGGUGUUGCACGCCCGGGACAAGCGGAAGGAGAGGGCCAGGAAGCGGAAGGAGGCCCGGCUGCUGGGGCCCAAGUCCGAUGCCGGAGGCGACAGGCUUUCCACCGUGACGACGGAAGACUUGAACGGCGACGUGGAGGGGCUUCACGGGUUUGUCGUGUCAGCGGCGGGGCCGUCACCAGCAGAGGUGGCAGAGGUGGAGAAGGAGAUAUUGGCCCGAUUCCAGCGCACCGGCUUCUGGCGGAGCCCGUCCCGGAGCGAGUCCCAACGCCGACUGGAACGGUACCCUUAACGGUUUCCGUCUCUGCUCCGCUACGCGGUCGUGCUUCCGUUGGUAACUGCCUCCAGAACUCACUUCUGUUGCCUCUUCUUCUCUCGUUGAAGGAUGUGAGAUACUAUAAAACUACAUGCGCAUGAAAGGUAGGUGGAAAUUUAUAUUUAUGAUAUUAUUUUGGAUCCUUCACUUUUGCGUGAAGUUGAUAGUGAUUAUUAAGCUUUAGUAAUUUACCUAAUUGUAAAAAAACCAUGGCUAAUGAUAAUUAGGUGUUGGGUUUUGAAGCUUGGGGGGGGAGCACAUAGUCCCUCUCUCUUUCUUUUAUUUUUCCUUGUGUGAUGGAAAUUAGUGGUAAAGCUCUACCACAUAAAGAAAAAUUAAGGGAUUGUUGUUUUAUUUGGAAAUGCUUAUUGAGCAAAAGCUUUUCAAUUUAUGUAAUAGAUGAUAAUAUGAUCA